GGUGCUGUCAAACUCUGACAGUAACAUUUCUCACACCCGUUCUCCCCUACUCCACCUGCUAAAUAUUUUUAUUCCUCGCACAUUGCGCUUUUGCCUUCGACACUUCUUUAGUUGGUAUUGGGUACGAAAAUGGUCUCUUGGAGCAGCUUUUCACGUCCUUUGACGAGGUUGGCGCAGUAUCGUAAUGUUCUUCAAUCUCCAGUGUGCAGGAAAGCGGUACAGAUGCAGAUACGCAACUCUGGUCAUGACCAUCAUCAAUUUACAAUUCAACCUUCUCGUUUUCAGUGGAAUAAAUUUAAGGAUUUGUUGCACUUCUACGUAAUGAUAGGUUUGAUACCUAUUACUGCGAUUGUGCUAUAUGCCAAUAUUUUCAUUGGCCCAGCCCAAUUGACCGAAAUUCCGGAAGGCUACGAACCAAAACAUUGGGAAUAUCAUAAGCACCCGAUUUCUCGUUUCAUCGCCCGUUAUAUAUAUCCUUCCCCACAGCAGGAAUACGAGAAAGCUUUGCAUCACAUUUAUGAGGAAAACGAAAAGGCCCUCAUGAGAGGGCUUGAGAAAGAGAUACAUGCCAAGAUGGCUGAACGCAGUGAUUACAAAGCCUACUACUAUCGCCCUGCCAUCGCCAAAUACCAUAGAAUUUCAAAAGACGCUGCUGAUCACUUGGAAUCACUACGAGGCGAUUAAAAGCAUAGAACAAUGCUUGAAGUUAAUUAGAUGGCUAAUUAAUGUCCAUACUUUAAGCAAUGUAUUGGGUAAAAGUUGUAGUUUAAAUAAAAAUAUUUUGUGCCCCUAAAA
This is a messenger RNA of Rhagoletis zephyria (snowberry fruit fly), 795 nucleotides long. It is a transcript of the gene ND-SGDH, whose product is annotated as NADH dehydrogenase (ubiquinone) SGDH subunit. Gene Ontology annotation, cellular component: respiratory chain complex I. The record is from RefSeq and is a predicted model, not a curated record. Lineage: Eukaryota; Metazoa; Arthropoda; Insecta; Diptera; Tephritidae.